AUGGCGCAGAGGAGAUUGCGUGAAAAGUGGAAGGAGGACCUGGAGAACUCCCCCUAUGGAACCUACACCAUAGGGGCAGUUCUCCCGUCGCUAGACCGAUGGCUUGACCGGACGCACGGCAGGGUUGGGUUUAGACUGGUGCAGGUACUGACCGGACACGGGUGCUUCGGUCACUACCUGCACUGGAUCGGUCGCGAGCCUACCCAAUCCUGCCAUCAAUGUGACGAGACGGACGACACCGCCCAGCACACCCUGCAGGUGUGCAAUCGCUGGGCGGUGGAGCGGAGUGCGCUGGUGGUAGCCAUCGGGACCAAUGAUCUCUCGCUGCACAGUGUCGUGGCGGCCAUGCUGGGCAGCGAAAGAUCCUGGGAGGCGGUGACCUCCUUUUGUGACGCGGUUGUCUCGCAAAAGGAGGUCGAGGAGCGGGAGCGCGAGGAGGAUCCAAACGCGCUCCCGAUAAGGCGAAAACGAGCGGGCAGGAGGGCUAAGCGGUUCGCCAUUGUGAACCGCGCUAUACCCCAGUAG
Cydia pomonella (codling moth) is the source of this 525-nucleotide messenger RNA. RefSeq lists its product as uncharacterized. Lineage: Eukaryota; Metazoa; Arthropoda; Insecta; Lepidoptera; Tortricidae. The record is from RefSeq and is a predicted model, not a curated record. The transcript has a single exon. Bases 1 to 525 code for a protein of 174 amino acids.